AUGGCAGCAGCUACAUUUCCUCUCUUCCCAAACCUUCCUGCAGAACUCCGCAACCAGAUAUGGCAAGAUGCCCUGCCUGAUGAAAUUGGACAGGCGCUAUACUACUAUAAAACGGGGUGUUGGUGCCCUCGACGUCUAACAGAAGCUGACGAGGAAUUUGAUCCAGAGAACGAUGAGCUGAAUUUGGCUUUCGAGUUUCGUCACGAGCGACUGGGCGAUGUUGAGAUUGAAGUUCCGCUCUUCUUUGUCAACCGCGAGGCUCGUGGGUUGGCAUUGGCCUGGAUUCAGGAACAAGGUCUUAGAAUGCACCUUGAUAAAGAAACACAGUCGAUUCGAUUUUGGCGCCAGUUUGACCCAAGGCAGGAUACGCUCUAUGUCCCACGUGAUAAAUAUAUCCCAUUUCUAAUAGAGCCUAUCGAUCGAAUGGAGGAGCCUGAUCUUUUGGGCAAAAAUGUCAAAAAUCCCGGUCCGUACUUUACGCGCAUUGCUGUACCCGAGGCGUUGCUUCAGGAUGUGCAAGCCCAACUAGCUGAAAUUUUGGAUCCUGAUUACUGGACUCUCGAAACGGUGUUUGUUGUCGUCAAUGAUCAGCCUGGUUUACAGACUGAUGAUAACACAAAGGUCCAGCGGCGGUGGGAAAUUGAGAGCACAAAGGGAGGGGCAUUAUUCUGGAAUCACACCCGUGGUGCCUUUGACUGGGGGAAUAGCGAGCAUGCCGUCGACGAAGCCCGAUUAAAAUUGAUAGAGAGGGCCAGCAAUAGGCUAGGUGAAACUCUUGCAACCUACAACCACGGCAUGGAAGUCCGGUUUGUCUCUGUUACGAGGAAAUGA
Aspergillus wentii DTO 134E9 is the source of this 831-nucleotide messenger RNA. RefSeq names its product 2EXR domain-containing protein. The record is from RefSeq and is a predicted model, not a curated record. Lineage: Eukaryota; Fungi; Ascomycota; Eurotiomycetes; Eurotiales; Aspergillaceae. The coding region runs from base 1 to 831 and encodes 276 amino acids. The transcript has a single exon.